Messenger RNA from Physella acuta, 1733 nucleotides. RefSeq lists its product as uncharacterized. Gene Ontology annotation, molecular function: GTP binding. NCBI's taxonomy places the organism in Eukaryota, Metazoa, Mollusca, Gastropoda, Physidae. The record is from RefSeq and is a predicted model, not a curated record.
CUUAGAAACACAUUUCUCCUUAGUCUUACCUCCCUGAAGCGUCUUACAACUACGACCCAGCUUGACACUAUGAAUCCAGAAGCCAAGGAAAUCGAUCUUUUACUGAUAGGUAAAACCGGCAACGGUAAAAGCUCAACAGGAAAUACCAUUUUAGGGAAAAAAGCGUUUAAGACAAGCGGAAACACGACCUCGGAAACCAGGGGACUGAAUGAGGAAACCUCAGAGCGCCGUGGCGUAAAGUUUACAGUCGUUGAUGGCCCGGGUGUGGAGGACACAGGGCUGGGGGACGAUGGGUGGGGACAGUACAUGGACUGGUUUACUGAAGCAAUAUCCGCGCACCCCCAGGGAUAUCACGCAUUUCUUUUGGUUUUCAGAUACGGUGGGAGGUUCACAAGGGAAGAGAAACAGACUGUUGAGUUUCUGAAAAAUGUUUUCGGAGAAGAUUUUGUGAAAAACUGGUGCGUUGUGGUGGUGACAAACGGGGAUAAUUUUGAAGUCAAGGUAGAUUUUGAGAAAUGGUGUAAGGAACAAAGAGGCGAUUUCAGGAAACUUUUGGACGAAUGCAGUAAUCGAGCCAUUUUAUUCGAUAAUAAAACCACAGAUGAGCAAAAAAUCAACGAUCAGAUUACGCGACUUAUAAAAACCGUUGACGAGAUUAGCAAAUCUCAGCGGUAUAAAGACUCCAACUUUCAACUGGCUCAAAACAGACGGGAUGAGAUCCUUGUGGAAAAAAAAAUUCCUGCCCUUAAAGAAGAAUUCUGGAGAGAAGCUAACAAGAUUACUGAAGAAUUGUGUGAAUUAGAUAUGGGUGAUCUGGAAAAAAAGCGUGUGGGACUGAAACAUCUAAAACACAGAGCUGAAGAUUUGAUGAAGAGAAUUGUUGAUGAAGACAAAGGUACCGGCGUUCUCAUCGAAUUUAUCGACAUCGCCAAACAAAAGAGCGAAUGUGUCGACCAGCAGAUGAAAGCGGUCGAGGAAGCUAUGAAGCUGCAAGAAAUCAAAGAGAAAUACGAGAGAGAAAAACAACAACUGAAGGCCGAUCGCGACGCUGCUAAAGAACAACUCCACACUGAUACACAGCGCUACGAUGCGAGGCUGAAAGAACUGAACGAGAACUUAAGGAGCACUGAGAGAGAUCUAGAGAGAAUAUUGAGAGAACGGAAAGAACAGGCCGAAAAAGUCAAAAAGGAAGAAGAGGAGUUAAAGAACCUAACUUUCAAAAAGGUGCGUUCAACUAUAGCAGCAUACUUAAAGAAAAAAAUUUUAGGAGCUCCAAAAACAGAAAAGUAAAUUAAAUAAUCGGUUGACUCACAUACUUACGUUUGAUCUUUAUAUAAUAGUUCGACGUGAAUUUGUUUUAACAAAAGCUUAAUAAUAAAUUUUUUUUUUAAAAAUGUAUUAUUUAUUUUAUAAUGAAUACGUGAUUAACAUAAUAUGGACAAGUAUUUCUACAUAUUAAGCAUUUAAAAAAAAUAUUGAUUAAUAUUUCAGUUAUUUAAAAACAAAGUGUUGAUUAAAAUCAAAACCUUUUACGUUCAUUAACUUUUUCUUAUGCUUAACUCCAUGUUUUUCUUUUUAGUGUAUAUCUAGAUCUGUGAUAUUCUUCUUGUGUAUUAAAUGGUGUAUCUUUGUAAAUAUUUUAUAGUAAAAAGCUACUCAAAUAAUAUUUCUGUUCUUAAAAUCGUCCUGAUAAAUGUUUUGUAGAAGCUUUUACGUAAAUAAAUUCUAAUAAC